AUGUUCAUAUUACCCCCAAUUAGAGGUGCUUUGAAAGCAGCACCUAUUUGGAGACGAACGAGUUUGGGUACCAAAUGGUUGAGCACUACUUCGGUCCGGUUCUCCUCACAAAAGGAACAACCAAUUGCAUCUCCUCCUUCUAAGUCUAGGUCUAAUACCAAGCCAAUGACUUCAUUAGAGAUGGCCCGAUCCAAAUUUAAACCUGAGGAAUUGGAAGCUGCAAGAAUAGCUAGGGAGACAUUGAUCCAGAAUACCCCAUUAUAUCGAGUUUUACCUACGAAAUGGAUCCCCUAUGCUGAAUUGAUGCGUCUAGAGAAACCUGGAGGAACUCAUUUACUAUUGAUACCUUCAUUAUGGGGUAUAACCAUGGCUGCAUAUUCUAUUCACGCUCCCUUAACCACAACUUUAUCUGCCAUAGGGUUAUUCACCAUUGGAGCAGUCAUAAUGCGUGGAGCCGGUUGUACCAUCAACGAUAUUUGGGAUAGAGAUUUGGAUAACCAAGUUGCAAGAACAAUGGAACGUCCUAUUACCAGUGGAAGAGUCUCUGUGGGUCAAGCAGUUACAUUUUUAGCUGCAGAAUGCUUUGCUGGAUUGGCAGUUUUGCUUUCUCUUCCGUUUGAAUGCUUUUAUUUGGGUGCUUUAUCACUUCCUUUCGUCUUCUCUUACCCUUUGUUCAAAAGAUUCACCUACUACCCUCAAAUCAUGUUAUCUAUUACCUUCAGUUGGGGGUGUUUAUUGGGGUUUCCAGCAGUGCAUGCCCCAUUGGAUCUUUGGGUGGCUGUGCCUCUUUUCCUCACCAAAUUCUUCUGGUCAAUGUCGUACGAUACAGUUUAUGCCCAUCAAGACAAAUUGUAUGAUAUCAAAGCUGGCAUUAAGUCCACCGCUUUGAAAUGGCAAGACAAGUCGAGAUCUAUCAUCUAUGGUAUGACUGCUGUUCAAUCUUCAUUGUAUGGAUUUGCUGGUAUCAUGAACCAUAUGGGACCAGGGUUUUUUAUCUUUGGUGCGUAUGGGAUGACCAGAAUGUUCCUCAAACUUAGAAAGGUAAACCUUGAUAACCCAGACGAUUGUUGGAAGUUCUUCAAUGAUAAUAUCCGUACUGGAUACAUCUUAUGGUUCGGUAUCGUUGUUGACUAUAUCAUGCAACUCUUGGGCUACUUGUAA
Lizanozyma spartinae is the source of this 1161-nucleotide messenger RNA. It is a transcript of the gene COQ2, whose product is annotated as 4-hydroxybenzoate octaprenyltransferase. Gene Ontology annotation, cellular component: mitochondrial inner membrane. Gene Ontology annotation, molecular function: 4-hydroxybenzoate polyprenyltransferase activity. The transcript has a single exon. Gene Ontology annotation, biological process: ubiquinone biosynthetic process. NCBI's taxonomy places the organism in Eukaryota, Fungi, Ascomycota, Pichiomycetes, Serinales, Debaryomycetaceae. The record is from RefSeq and is a predicted model, not a curated record. Bases 1 to 1161 code for a protein of 386 amino acids.